Molecule: messenger RNA, 2002 nt
Organism: Gadus chalcogrammus (walleye pollock)
Lineage: Eukaryota; Metazoa; Chordata; Actinopteri; Gadiformes; Gadidae
Product: protein asteroid homolog 1-like
Exons: 4
Coding region: 20-2002 (660 amino acids)
Molecular function (GO): nuclease activity
Source: RefSeq, a predicted model, not a curated record
GUUAGAGCUGUCAGUUACUAUGGGGGUGAAGGGCUUGUGCUCGCUGCUGGAGGACUACAGCCAGAUCUACCAGGACAUCCACUUCAGGGACAGCAAGCUACUAGUGGACGGCAAUAACCUGGCCUACCGGCUGUAUUUCACGUCCAACCUGGACCAGAACCACGGCGGGGAGUACCUGGCCUUCCAGGUCCAGGUCCAGGCUCUCUUCAAGGCUCUAGCUGAGUGUGGAAUCAAACCGUACGUGGUGAUGGACGGAGGCACGGGCGCCAGUGACAUCAGGCUGGACACCAUCAUGGACCGGGCCAGAGGGAAGGUCCGGAGGGCCCAGGGCGCCGCUCUGACGGGCAAGAGGAGGGACAUCCUUCCCAACUUCAUCUUGUCGGUGUUCGAACAGACGCUGAGCGAUAUGGAGGUAUCGCUGGUCAAGUGCUUCGGAGAGGCUGACGGCCAGCUGGCUGCCCUGGCCAAAGAGUGGUCCUGCCCGUUGCUGUCCGGAGACACUGACUUCUUCGUCUUUGACCUUCCAAAGGGGGUUCUACCACUGCAUCACUUCCAGUGGGACUCCGUUAAAACAAGUGGGGCCCAGAGGUACAUCCCCUGCAGGCGAUACACCAUGUCCAGCUUCUGCACCUUCUUCAACAUCGACCGCCAGCUGCUGCCCGUCUUCGCCUCGCUGGCAGGGAACGACUACGUCAACCUCAAAGAAAUAAACUGGGACCAAAAUGUUCUUGCAGGAAGACGGACGGAGUUGUCUCUGACCGCCCGCCUGGAUGGACUCCUGAGGUGGAUGAGAGGCUUCCAGACGACAGAAGACACCUUGACAGCAGCGAUGGAUCUCAUGCCCAACAUGAGUCAACAGGCACGGACGGAGGUGCAGACGGGGGUGCAGAAGUCCAUGCUGGAAUAUCGCCUCCUCAGCUCCUCUCUGCGGGGGUUCUUCAGCGAGGGAACCAUUCCCUCGCUGCCUGCUAAGAUGUUGAGCUGCGUCCCCGACUGGGUCCGCGCGCCCCUGGCCAGAGGAGAGCUGGGGGCCGACAUCCUGGACCUGUUGGUGCACAAGAGGAAGAUAUUGCCGACCCAGGUGGAGCCCCGCGCCCAACAGAGCUCCAACCUCACCUCACGGCCCAUCCGGCAGGUGUUGUACGGGCUGCUGCUGGGCCGGGGAGGGGGCAAGGUGGAGGAGGUGGACCGGGUCGGUCUGGAGCUCGUCAGUGUCAAGGUACAACCGCUGGUCCAAGGAGCCGCUCGGACGCUGAGGCUGGACUCUCUGCCCCAGGCAGACCGCGCUGUGAGGCUGCAGGUGUGUCUGGAGACGCUGGGCGUGGAGGAAGAGACACUGGAGGGAGUUCCGGCUCACCUGCGCCUCCCAGUGGCUGUGACCCGCUACUGGCUGAGGAGGGCCAGCCCUGAGCCGACGCUCCUCAAAGCUCUGCUGAUGGUCAUGGUCCAAGGAGAACUGAACCGACGGACAGGAGGGACAACAGGCUGGCAGGGGGAUACCAACCACAUCUCUGAGCCUCCAUAUUUUGUUGUGGCUCACAGCUUCAACCAAUGGCAGGCCAGCCUGAAGGACGCCUCCCAGCUUAACCUGCUGCUCUGCAAGCCCCUCCCCAAACCCCACUUCUCCUGGUUGUACCAGGGCAGGCUGGUGCACCGGCGGCAGAAGCAGCUCCAGGAGAGGGAGCCAGAGGACAUGGUACAGGACGACCAGUUCAGGAGACUGUACAGGAGGCUCCUGGGAGCAGUGACCCAGUCAGACCCCGGGGCCAACAGGAGAGCUGGGGGGCCUGAGGCCCAGCUGAGGGCCAGCAUGGAGCACCUUCACCUCAACACCGAGGAGGAGGAGGAGGAGGAGGAGGAGCUUGAAGGGGCUGAAGGUCUGGAUCAGGGCUCUGAUAGGCCUAGGGUGACGGUUAGAACACGCUACAGAACCAAACACAGGAAGGACCGUUCCAGAAACCCAGAACUGGGGAGGAAGCAGGAGAGGGAGGGGUGGUUGUGA